This is a messenger RNA of Dentiscutata erythropus, 174 nucleotides long. The record is from the annotation of a GenBank genome assembly. NCBI's taxonomy places the organism in Eukaryota, Fungi, Glomeromycota, Glomeromycetes, Diversisporales, Gigasporaceae.
AUGGAAGAAACAAAAAAACAAAAGAACCCACCGUCACCUUCGCCCACACCGGUGUCAAUUAGCAAGACUGUAACCCGUCUCAAGAAUAUGCAUGGUAAAGCACAAACAGUUAAUGAUCGGCUUAUUAAAUUAAAAGAAACCGUCACAGGCAAAGAUCAAAUUAUCACAAAACAA